CAGUUAGGUGUCAGGUCGGUCGACUGUUGUUUUGCUGCCGACCCCGAUGAUGCAAGCAGCAGCAAAGUGUGGUGUUUGACCAAGUGUGUGAGCUGCUAGUGGAGGCGCCAGUGCCGGACGGAGGAAAAUAUUGGGAAAAUUGGGUGCCACCAAAAUGUCGUCCACCAGCGAGCAGCAGCAGCCGCAGCAGCAGCAGCACCAACAGCAGCAGGAGUGUGAGGUGCAGCUGGCGGCCGAGAUCGAGGUGCUGAAGAGUGCACUAGCCAGCAAGCACUCGCAACUGUUGGCCAUGGAGAGUGCCUGCCUGCAGGAGAGUGACCGCCAGGUGGAGCUCGAGGACAGCAUCAUCGCCUGGCAGGACAAGUACGAACGGUUGUACGAGUCGCACAAGCGCGUCCAGAAGCUCAAUCAAAACCUCGAGGACAAGCUGCUAAAGUUGGUCGAUCGGAACUCGGGUGAAAGGGCGCAGCUCACCACCGAUGUGGCCACCCUCAGUGUACGGCUCGCCCAGGCCAACUACAACAUCCAGAGCCUCAAACGAGAGAUUGAUCGCUACAAGACCGACAUCAGCGUCGCGAUUCAGUUGCUACAAUGUAAACCGGACAGCUUCGUCUCGCCAAAACUUUCGUCGCUUCCGAUAGAAAUCCAGUCAAAGGUCGCUACCUACAUGCGGCUCGAGACGAACUCACACUCGGACUCGGAGGGUAGUACGAGCGGUGUUGGCAUGGCUACCACCAACUCCUACCACGUUCUGCCUGCCUCUGACAGCCCGCCGCCCCUCUGUCCCUUCCCUCCGACCGCCAUGGUUUAUUCCAUGCGAGGACUCGGUAAGUGUUAGUAACCGAAAAGGCGGUGUAACCGUUGCAUAGUUCCAGGCCAAGCAAAAGUUCUUCCGUUUAUACCAGCUUUUCCCGUAGUAUGGUUGUGUGUGUAUGUGCGCGCGUGCGAACCGGUUUCUAUGCUCUAGCAUGGCAUGCUGUGCUUUCCGUUGCACAUUUCCAUUGCACUUUAAUUUUCACGUUUCUUUUUUUUAUAUAUACGGCGAGUCCCCGCGAUUUAAUCCACCAAUUUUAUCAUGUUAUCAACUUUCUCCUUCCACGUUACUGCUUCCCCACUUUAAUGCGAGCGAUAAUAAAUUGGAUUUCUUUCGUUGACGUGCUGCUGCAGCUCCCAAUUCACCGCAUUUGGCCCGAGCAACUCCUUGCUUUCUCCUGUUCUCUGCCCUCGAGAGUACAUUAAUUUCCAUUAUCUCCCACUUUUCCUCGUCCCGGAUUACAGUGGCCGAAAGAGUGCCGUUAGCUCGCUUUUUUUAAUACUUUAAAAUUGAUUUCAUUUGCCCGGCUCGCACACCGCAAUGGCGAUCGCCUCAAACAAAACAAUAAUCACUGCAGGCACCGCACAUGGCCGCUCGGUGUCGGAGUGUCCUCGAGGAAGUGGGGUCGCCCCAAACGAAACGAAACUUUGCAUUCAUUACCUUCACACGGACUCCACAGUAUUAAGUAGCAUGCCCCGGCGGCCUGGCUGGCUCCCUACCCUUUCGCGCGAUUAUGCGCUGGAACUUUUUCCAUCAUAGGAAAUGGUGCAAAGUUUGUGUUCUUGGGGGAAAGAAUCGCGUUGAAAGGAGAAAUUUGCUUAGCGAAUUCCCGCGCGCCACAGCUUUCUUUCGCAUUAGCUUCCGUUCUUACACAAGAAAAUAACCCCCGACGGUUCCAUGCUCCCUGGGGAGCCUCUGCGGUUCUGAUAUCGCCAUGCAUAGUUGAUGCAGCGACCACCGCGACCACCGCGUGUGUUUGUUGCAACCUCGCUCCUUUUCCGUCUCUAGCUGCCUUGGUAGAGCUGCAAGGCGACGCCGCGCCGCACUGCUUCACAGAGGCACAAAAAUUAUGCACCCUGUACACUUAGCCUUACCAACUUUCUUUUAGUAUUUUUUAUUUAGUUUGUAGUGCCUUAGUUUUAGUAAUUAGAGCGUUUGCACCACGCAGGCUAGGUGCCACCAGCAAAAGGUUGUAAAAUGGUAUGCUUAGCAAGUAAGACUCAUUAGCUCUAGUGGUAGGAGUAACGCAUGAGAAAGGACACCGCAUGUGUACGUGCACACGUAAGAGUUCAACGCUUCGCAUUCUAACGUUAAUUAGGUCGCUGCACGGUACAUCGCUCUCUAUCGUUGCUCCAUCGAUGCAUCGCUCACCUGUGGGUUUCCUGCUGCUACUGCUACCAUCCUGGGAACGAGGAUAUCCUUCCUUGAUAACCUCGUUAACGAGCUGCCUAGUGGGCAGGUCCAAUACCGAGCACGGAACCGAUGGAAAGAUUUAUUCUCCAAUUUGAACCGUUUCGCUCGUUAAGUGAUUAAUGUGCUUGUUGACUUUCGAGCUCUUCGAGGAUUUCUGUUGCUAUCAAACGGCGGCAAGCAGAAUGUUCAUUUCUCGCAGACGGCGAGUGUUUUGAUCAACAAGGAUUACUGCUAAUGGGGUUCUUCAGCCUCCAGUUCCCCUACCGCUGGAUUCGAUCUCAUACUCUAGAAGGAUAAACAGGCACACGAUCCAUGGUCCAUGGUACCUGCCACCGGAUGGAUACAUUCCCGUCCGUGCGGACUUGCUGUCGUAAUGCACGGAUAAUCAAAUGGAAUGGAUGAGUGAAUAUCAUUUACCCAUUAGCAUAAUUUCGUUUUAAUCGAACCGAACACUGGGCUGCUGCUGCUGCGGCUAAAGCUGAAGCGGAUUUGUUUGGCUUUCCCGAAAGGAACCCCUAGACCCUGUGUUUACUCAUGACGCAGCGAACCCUGGACAGUCCGAUGGAAGUUGGCAAAAGACAAACAAACCUCGAGUUCAAACCAAAACCCCUUUCUGGUUACUCUACUCUCUACGGCCGAUCGAUGAAAGAUUAUGCAAAAUGCUUCCGGUGUGCUUCAUAUGCCAGAUAGGCCAUGGACUCAGCUCGUAAUCACUCUAUUGCCAACGUACAGCAGCCUCACUCGACCGUCGGGAGUCUCAAGAAUGUUUGGUGAAAGACGCUUGGUGCUUCCCGGUGACGAUGAGGUGAAGGCUGUAUAAAUUAUGUCCGGUGCAGUUUUCCUCUAUCAUCUCUCGUCUCUUGGCGCGUCCGGGACACUGUGGGGGAAUGUGAAGACAUGGAUGUCCGCGCGGAUUCGAGCUGGAUUAUUUAUUUAACUCCAACACAACCGCCGUUGCACCCCGCGUUACGGCCACGUGAGCUGGGUGUGCAAAAUGUGUCUCGUGACGAGCCACGGGGUUUAAUUUAUGUUGCGCCGGUAAAUGAAAUGCGCUCCCGGACCACCGGCAUUACCAUAAACGUUCCGCACCCACAAAACCGUCGACCGUGCUGUGCCGUGGUGGUCGCCAUGAACUUCGCCAGGACAUAAUGUAUGGUGUGUGGGGGUGUGUGUGUGUGUGUGUGUGUGUGUGUGUGUG
Anopheles darlingi is the source of this 3425-nucleotide messenger RNA. Its product is annotated as tight junction-associated protein 1-like. The transcript is spliced from 4 exons. Bases 155 to 838 code for a protein of 227 amino acids. Lineage: Eukaryota; Metazoa; Arthropoda; Insecta; Diptera; Culicidae. The record is from RefSeq and is a predicted model, not a curated record.